UCCGCUACGCGCCUGACUCCACGCCUCGUUUUGCGGCUCGCCACAUCCAUGUUGUUUCGGUCGUCCAUCAACGCGCAGAGUUUCUCCCGGUGGUGCAGGUCGGAGCGAAAUCCCACUAUACUCGAUUAAGACGCAAACAUGUCUGAUUUCGGGGACGACACCGGAGCGCGCGCCCUGCUGGCGCUCAAGUCUGCGCCGUGUAGCCCGGUCGGGGUGGCGGCCAUGGCCCCCGUGUACACCCUGUCCUCGAGCCGCGCGGGGAGCUCGCCCGCGCCCCUCGCCUCUCCGCGGGCCCUCGCGCGUCUCCAGAGCCGAGACGUGGAGUUCGUGAUGCGCCAGCGGACGGUGACCAUCGGCCGCAACUCGUCGCACGGCUCCGUGGACAUGAACAUGGGCCACUCGAGCUUCAUCUCGCGGCGCCACCUGCAGAUCACCUUCGAGGAGCACUCCUUCUACCUGCGCUGCCUGGGCAAGAACGGCGUGUUCGUGGACGGCGCGUUCCAGCGGAGAGGCGCGCCCCCGCUGCGGCUGCCCGCCGAGUGCACCAUUCGUUUCCCCAGCACGGCCAUUAAGAUCCAGUUUACUGCGCUGUCCACCAAAGAGGAAGUGAAGGAGGAGGCUCCCCUGUCGGCGGUGAGACCCCUGUACCCACAGAUGUCCCCACUGAAAAUCCACAUUCCCGAGAACAACUACAGGAGCAUGAUGAGCCCGCUGCCCUCGCCGACGGGAACCAUCAGUGUGCCAAACUCGUGUCCGGCGAGUCCCCACGGCGCUGGGUCUUCGGGCUACCGCCUUGGAAGCAGCGUCACAUCAGAGCUGCAGCUGGCAGCAGAGUUUGCCGCCAAGGCUGUACCAGGCCAGCAGGCUGAUGCUGCUGAGGGCGACAGCCCCAAGGAUGAAUCUAAGCCCCCUUACUCGUAUGCACAGCUCAUCGUCCAAGCCAUCUCCUCUGCCGUUGACCGGCAGCUAACGCUAAGUGGCAUCUACGCCCACAUCACUAAACACUAUCCCUACUACAGAACGGCAGACAAGGGUUGGCAGAACUCUAUCCGACACAACCUCUCGCUGAACCGCUACUUCAUCAAAGUGCCCCGUUCCCAGGAAGAGCCAGGAAAGGGCUCCUUCUGGAGGAUUGAUCCGUCAUCAGAGGCCAAGCUGGUAGAGCAGGCCUUCCGCAAGCGUCGGCAGAGGGGCGUGUCCUGCUUCCGUACACCUUUUGGACCCCUGUCCUCCAGGAGCGCCCCAGCCUCCCCCACCCUCCCCGGCUUGCUGUCCUCCACCUCAAGUGGCCUGCAGACCCCAGAGUGCCUGUCCAGAGAAGGGUCCCCCUUCCCCCCCGAUCAUGACGUAGGCUCGAAACUGGCCUCGGUGCCCGAGUACCGGUACACACAGAGUGCUCCAGGGUCUCCUGUGAGCGCUCAGCCGGUUAUCAUGGCGGUGCCACCGCAGUCAUCUGCCAUGGCUGCCAGGCCCCUGGCCUACGUUCCUGCCUCCCUCAUUGUCCCCCCGCAGCCCCCAGGUCACUCCCUCCACGGGGUCCAGCAGGCACCCGCUGUCACCAUGGUACAGGUGGUGACCACGUCUGCUGGCUCCCCGAACGGGUACAUCGUCGGGCACGCCAAGCCCCCCGGGUGUGCUCAGACAGCGGGGGAGGGGUUUCUGGAGCAGAAAGGCGUUGGAGAGGAGAAGCUGGUGUCGAGCCACAUGACGCUCGGCAUGCCCAGCCGGGUCAUCCAGGCCGUGAGCAGCCAUAUGAGCUCCACUUUCAGCGUAGUGCAGCCCACACUCACUUCGCUGGGCCAACACCAGCUGCCUGUCAGGCCCGUGAUGCACAAUGGCAACAAUGCUCUUCCCAUCACGACCAACUCGAGCACUGCCUACGCCAUGACCAACCCACUUCAGAUCUUGGCAGCUCAGGCCUCUACCUCCCCCCCAGUCAUCGUGAACAAGCCACCCAUCGCUGAAGCCGAGCGGUCAACCGCUACGCCCGGCGAGCCGGAGGUGAAGCGGCCCAAGAUGGAGGAGGACGAUGACAGGGCUCCCGUUCCUCAGCCGGUUAUUGUAGCAACGACCCCACAGGCCCAGGAAUCCAGCGAUUAAGGAGUGCAGGGCUGUAGUGGUGCUGGAGCACAACUUCAGUGUAUUUCAAGCAAGGUGCCAAACGAGGCAGAGGAAGUACAUCUUAGAAUGGAUUCAGAGUUGUACAAAGCAAAGAGCAGUUCAGACACAUUAAAUGAUUGUAUGGUUUUGAGUUUCAGAAAGCUGGUUAAAUUUUGCGCACUUAAAACGCGCUUAUCUUUCAGCCCUUUAAAUGGCGAAGUUGCUGCACAAGUGUUUGCUACCAUUUCGCUUGUCUGGGGGGUAACAUUUGCAAUGAAAUAUGAUCCUUGAUACAGAGAGAGGAACACAGUACCUACGUGAGAGAUUAUCAAUAGUUGUGUGGCUUCCCAUGGGGCACCUGGGGAGUUGUGCUUUAAUUUUGGGUCAGGUGGGACCAAAAACUACUAUCCAUAUCUGCAGACACCUUGGUCAAUGACAGGAAAGCAUUAUAUAUUGGGUAGAAAACCUGAAAAUCUCAGUUUCUUACCAGACUAUUUUGAAUAAUCUAUUUUUUUACUUUCAUAAAUACUUUCUUAAUCACAUUGUUACAGAUAACGAUACUCAAGCUGCUCUUUUGAAAACACGGAAGCUAUUGAUAUAAUAGUAAAGUAUUUUGCUGUUAUAGACCUUUAUCAUAUGAUUAAAAUAUGAAAAAUGUUAUGUGUUUUAAAUAUCACAGUUUGUGAUUUAACACGUAGAGCGAAAACUUAAUUCUUCAUUGAAUGUAAAAUGCUUAUUUAAUGGUUUGUGACGUUCAGAUGGUUCGUUUUACAUUUUUCUUACACAUUUUUACAUUUUUCUCAGCACAGAAAAGUACAGAUUCAAGGUUCUGAUGGAAUGUAUGACCAACAACUAAGGGACUAGAAAGCAAAAGAUGAUGCUUUCGUGCUAGCUAUCUGGAAAUCGAGAGAUCCAAAUGUGCAUUAAAAUACAGUAGUUCUGAGUGUGCGUGCGUGCGUGCGUGCGUGCGUGCGUUUAAGCUAGCUGGCUCACCAUAUCAUUGUAACAUCUCCCUGGUCAUGUACCUGUUUCACCAUGACGGCUGUUCCUCGCGUUCGCUCUUUUGUCUGACUGCAUAGUUCAAUGUUUGUGUGCAAGUUGGGCUUUUUGAUUUUCUUGUGAUUCAAUAAACUUCUCGUUUUUCUGAAUAA
This is a messenger RNA of Scleropages formosus (Asian bonytongue), 3251 nucleotides long. Its product is annotated as forkhead box protein K1-like. Gene Ontology annotation, molecular function: DNA-binding transcription factor activity, RNA polymerase II-specific; RNA polymerase II cis-regulatory region sequence-specific DNA binding; protein binding. Bases 139 to 2100 code for a protein of 653 amino acids. Gene Ontology annotation, biological process: regulation of transcription by RNA polymerase II. The transcript is spliced from 9 exons. The record is from RefSeq and is a predicted model, not a curated record. NCBI's taxonomy places the organism in Eukaryota, Metazoa, Chordata, Actinopteri, Osteoglossiformes, Osteoglossidae.